Pogona vitticeps (central bearded dragon) is the source of this 3418-nucleotide messenger RNA. RefSeq lists its product as uncharacterized. The record is from RefSeq and is a predicted model, not a curated record. NCBI's taxonomy places the organism in Eukaryota, Metazoa, Chordata, Lepidosauria, Squamata, Agamidae. Gene Ontology annotation, molecular function: extracellular matrix structural constituent conferring tensile strength. Gene Ontology annotation, biological process: extracellular matrix organization.
AGUAUAUGUUUGUGUGUCUACUGCUAAAGGCUUGGAGUGCUGAAAGGCAGAUGGAGCCCCAUAAGGGAGUCCCUUCUUUGAGCGGUCUCUGCCUUCUCUUGGUAUUAGGCCAUCUGGCUUCUCACGGUGCUGCUCAGUUGUGGUGGCCUUUUGGUGAAUCUACUGGUCCCAAAGCUACAACUGUUGCAACACCCACAAUUCCAAAAGGUCUGGAUUCUGAUGUGGUGCAGCCUUCAGAAAAGGCGGUCAGGAGCACAACUUCUCCUUGGAGCACAACGGACAUGUUUGCAGAGGACAUAACCACUUCUGAAAAAGCACUGGACUUGGCCACCUCAGCACCUGGCAGGAAACAACCCUCUCCGGACACCCGCUCUCCCUUUUCAGAACUCUUUGAGGGUAGCGCUGAGGAGCCGAAAGGCACAGAAUUCUUACAGGAGGUGCCCAAAACCUCAGUGCCUUCAGUUCACCAAACCACAGUCAGGGGAGAUUCUGUAGCAAAAAAGACGAAAGAGGAGGCUGAAAGAUCAAGCUGGCUUCCAGUGACCACAGCUGGACACCAUCAGACGGUGAUAACCAAGGAGCAAACCUCUUCCACCCUUUCCCCUAAGAGAACUGCUGCCUCCAUUCUCUGGGAGGAGUCAGAACGCUUGACACCUUCAGUUUACCAAUCCACAGUCAGUGAGGAGUCUGUGGCAAAACAGAUGAAUAAUCUUUCACAGUGUGUCUGUCCGGCAGUGUCUGGCCCUCCUGGUCCAAAGGGGGAAAAGGGAGACCCCGGCCCUCCAGGCCAGAGAGGAUUACCUGGGGAAAGGGGGCAGAUGGGUAAUCCUGGCCACCCUGGACCACCAGGACCACCAGGAUCACCCCUUCCAGGAACACCAGGAUGUGCUGGUACCAACAAUGGAAAUGACAGGCCUGAAAAGGAUGUUACCAUUCUUGAAGGACCUCCUGGCCCACCGGGUUUGCCUGGCCACCCAGGUCCCCCCGGACAUCACGGAUACCCAGGUCCUGAAGGCCCUCAAGGACCUCCUGGUCUUCCAGGGCAUGAAGGCCAGCAAGGUGCUCCAGGCCUCGCUGGUCCACCAGGCCAGCCUGGCCCACCAGGAUCUAUAGGAGCCCCAGGUAUUCCAGGGCCAGCUGGUGCAGAGGGGCCUCCAGGACCCAUGGGCCCCGAAGGACAUCCAGGUCUUCCAGGCCAUGUGGGGCCACCAGGACCACAAGGCUUUCCUGGACAGGAAGGUCCUCCAGGACAAGAAGGACCACCAGGCAAGGAUGGGUCAAAGGGUGAGAAAGGUGAGAUGGGCCCAUUGGGAUCCCCAGGAAAUCCAGGACUGAUUGGAGAAAUGGGGCCUCGAGGUCUACCCGGUCCCAUGGGUCCCCCUGGCCUACCUGGCAAGAAUCAGUGUAGCACUGACACAAGUCCUCCUGGGCCUCCAGGUCCAAAGGGUGAAAAGGGGGACCCAGGAGAACUGGAUUGUCGCAGCUGCUGUGGGGAAGGAAGAAAUGACAAACAUCUCCCUGAUUUCCCCAGCCUAUCUGACUCCUCGGGACCUUUUACUUAUCAAGAGAAUGGCAAAGGAAUCACAGAGAUAUAUGGUGCAAUUGUCGGUCAUGGCCCUCCAGGCAAUCCUGGCCUUCCUGGUCCUCCAGGCCCUCCCGGACCACCAGGUGUUCUUUAUCUCAAUAGAGUGUAUCCUGUCCCACCCAGGCCGCACUGCAAGCAGCCGCUAUCCCAGGAUCGAGCUGAGGAUUUAGAUGCUGAGCUGCCUCCGAAGGAAUCUUCCAGUGGAAACCAGUAUGGCUUUAAGCGCUCCACCUGGUUCUUCAAAUCCAAAGAGCUGAUGUACAAGUCUGCCUCUUCCAUUCCUGAAGGCAGCUUGGUCUAUGUCAGCGAAGGGAGUGAAUCUUUCUUCCGGACCCUUAAGGGAUGGACUAAGCUUAUGUUGGAGGAUUCAGAGACUUUACUGGCUGGUGAUGACCCUCUGGUGUCUACAGAAAUAAAUCAGGUCCAAAAGAAAGAAAGCCAAGCAGCAAUUCAGAAUGCGCCAGCCAGGAUCUCCAAGAGGAUUCCUUCGCUCCGUCUAAUAGCACUCAAUAUCCCUCUGACUGGUGAUAUGAAUGGGAUUGGUGGAGCCGACUUUCAGUGCUAUCGGCAGUCCCAAGAGGCAAAGCUGCGUGGAACAUUCCGGGCCUUCUUAUCCUCAUCCACUCAAAGCCUAGUCUCAAUUGUGAAGAGAACUGACAGGAAUCUGCCUGUUGUCAACCUUAAGGGCCAAUUAUUAGCAAAGAGCUGGAAUUCCCUCUUCAGUAAAGACGACGCUUCUCAUUUCAACUCCAUGAGUAUCCCCAUCUACACCUUCAGUGGACGUAAUGUCAUGAUGGAUCCUACAUGGACUUCCAAGGCCAUCUGGCAUGGCGCCAAACAACGGGGAGGCCCAUCCAGAAAUCAAGAUUGUCAAGACUGGCGAACGGCAUCCAGCCAGUCAGAAGGCCUUGCCUCACCUCCGGCUUCUGGCAAGUUCCUCGCUGAGGACGUGCAUAGCUGUGCAGAUUCCCUAAUUGUUCUCUGUGUGGAAAACACUGUCCAACAUUUACCCAUCUGAUGAGAAGCAUGGCACCAGGAUGCCAAGUAACCCCAGAAAGAUCUUGCUGCCGCCGAGAAGAGCAAAAGAGGCUUGUGCAGUAAGACACUGAAGUGCUAAGCCCAGUGUACUCAUCACUCCGUUCGAUCUUGGGAAAAGACGUUUCUGGAGACAUGCACUCUCUGUGUAGAAAUAGUACCUCAUGCCAGCCAAGUGCAAAAUGGUGUGGCUUAUUUUUGUGUUUUCAGAUCUCCUUCUGUAAAAACAUACUGUACAUGUAUUUGCAUGUGAACACUCACAUAUAUCCUGUUCUUGGCAUAGCAAAAAUGUAGCACAAGGGUGUAUUUAUACAGUAUUAAGUGGACUUUUUCUUCUGUUGAAUUUCUGCAGGGAGAACCUAAAUUUAGCAAAGAAAAGGCAGAGUCUAGGUUGCUGGCAGAGUUAGAUUUAAAUAAAUUACAGAGCUGUUAUCAGGAAGGAAAUAUAUCUGGGACAAAAAGCACCAAAUUGUUGUGCUACUGGUAUGACCUACAUUUAAAGGAUCCCUGGCAGAUGCAUUAUUCUCAUGGAAAGGGCCAAGAACGGCAGGGCUACAACUGCCUCCCUAGGCAGGUUGUUCCAUUUCUACACUGUACUUGCAUGAACUACACUGUUAUACAUUGUUCAUGAACUGUUUAUCCCAAAGGCAUUCUUGUAUAGCCCAUGGUAGUUGCAGAUAUUUGCCCACAGAGGACCUUGGCAGUUAUUUGUUCAAAACAUCCUCCCUGAAUUGCUUAUCACACAGGUUAUCUCCUCCAUUGUUUGGAAUUUUCCUGAAUGAAUAAACAAAUUACUGU